UCCUCAGGCUCUUUGUGCGCAUGCGCGCUCGUACACCUUCUCUCCCUGCGGAGCACGGCUGAGUCAGUCAGUCUGUCGGAGUCAGUCUUCCGAACAGGCUACGGCGGGUACCUCGGAGAGCCAGCUGCUGGAUUAUUCUGUGUCCCCUCCCACUCUCCCGUCCCACGUCUCUCUUCACCCUUCUCCCGCCCUUGCUCGUGCAGCCAUGGCGGAAUCGUCGGCGGCCACUCAGUCCCCGUCAGUCUCCUCGUCGUCCUCCGGGGCCGAGCCGUCAGCGCUCGGCGGCGGCGGCGGGAGCCCUGGAGCCUGCCCCGCCCUGGGGGCGAAGAGCUGCGGCUCCUCGUGUGCGGUGCAUGAUCUGAUUUUCUGGCGAGAUGUGAAGAAGACUGGAUUUGUCUUUGGCACUACACUGAUCAUGCUGCUCUCUCUGGCAGCUUUCAGUGUUAUCAGUGUGGUCUCUUACCUCAUCCUGGCUCUUCUCUCUGUCACCAUCAGCUUCAGAGUCUACAAGUCUGUCAUUCAAGCUGUGCAGAAGUCAGAAGAAGGACAUCCAUUCAAGGCCUACCUGGAUGUGGACAUUACACUGUCCUCAGAAGCUUUCCACAACUAUAUGAAUGCUGCAAUGGUGCAUGUCAACAAGGCCCUCAAACUCAUUAUUCGUCUCUUUCUGGUAGAAGACUUGGUUGACUCCUUGAAGCUGGCUGUCUUCAUGUGGCUGAUGACCUAUGUUGGUGCUGUUUUUAAUGGAAUUACCCUUCUGAUUCUCGCCGAGCUGCUUGUUUUCAGCGUCCCAAUUGUCUAUGAGAAGUAUAAGACGCAGAUUGACCACUAUGUUGGGAUUGCCCGGGAUCAGACCAAGUCAAUUGUUGAAAAGAUCCAAGCAAAGCUUCCUGGAAUCGCCAAAAAAAAGGCAGAAUAAGCACAUGGAAGCCAGAAUUGCAACAGUUACUAAAACACCAUUUAAUAGUCAUAACAUCGUCACUUGUACUAUGAAGGAACUUGCUCAGUGUCAGCCAGUUUGGUUCCAAGUUGUUUGUUCUUUUUAAUUUGGUGUUCUCCCCUCCUCUCCCUUUACCCUCAGUACCAAGCACAAGAUGUGUUAGACUGAAAAAAGAACUGAUCUCUUAGAACCCUAAAGAAUAAAGAUUGAAUCAGAUUAAUAGAAUUACUGAGAGCACAGUGGUUGUGGAGCUUUACAUGUAUCAUAAGAGGGGAAUAGAAAAGAGCCAUGUCUCUAGGGUCCUCUAUCCAGUUUCAAGGACUCAUACACAGCUCCCAUUUACAAUUUUGCCCUUAUUUUUAAGUUAGGGAAUAAUGAUUAACUUAUGAAUAAAUAGUCUGGGGCAAGAGUGGGAUUUCUUCCAUUGGGUUUGUAUGGCCUUCCAGUCCCACAUUCCUGCCUCACACACAAGCAGCUACUCUUACUGCUCCUCUUCUUCCUUAAUGAAAGAACUGUCUGCUCUGAAUAACUUACAGGUGAUAGAGGUGAUUCCCUAUUUCCAGAAUGCCACUUGAGAAAUACAGGGUGGUGAGGGAGACACUGGAUGGAGCAGUCAGCAGGAGGGCAGCAGCCACCCUCUCUGCUGCUCUUCCUAGGGAAGGAAGGGCUCUGCCAGCUGGGAGGGCAGUGUCCAAGCCAUUGGUCUGGGGUACCAGUGUAAGUGAUGGUUUGAGAAAUCAUUCCAGAAUGUGCUUUUCCCUCUUUUCCUUGCCCACCUUACCUCAAGUUUAAUAAAUAUGGUUGUACUUUUCUUAUUAUGAAAUAAAUGUCUGUAACUGCUGUACACUGCUAUAAACUUGUUAAGAAAAAUAAUCUGCAUGUGGGCUCCCAGCCAUUGAGUUAUUGUAAUCCUAUCUCAGUCUGUGGGGAGUGAGGUACAGAAUAUGAAAAGCAUUCCUUCUGUUUCUUCCCUGCUGUUGCCACCCCUGCUGUUGCCACCAGUGCUUUGCAGUGCUUUAGCCUGAGGACCAAAGCCCCACUGACUGCAAGUCAUGUAGUCAGACUAAUCAGAGACUAGUUGUAGUCAGAGGCCUUGGCUGAUAAGAGGAGGUACAUUUCUAAAAGCAUGACACGCAGCUGCUUUCAGUCAGUGCAGUUCUGAAAGGAUCUCCAUUUUCAGACAUAUUGAUGAAAUAGUCUGAACCAUGAACCACAGUACUCAUUUUAGAGAGUGUUUUCCAGAACUUUUAGGUUGUGUGUGGCCAAGCAAGACCAGGUGAUACUGAUAAGACAACAGAACUUACAAUGGCAUCAGUGGAGGUGUCUGGGGAUCUUGAUUUCUUAUCUGAGACCUUGCAUCUCUCCUUCAGCAUGGAAACCCAGUCAGCUUGAAAACUGGCAUCCAAGAGUCCUUCAGUUCUCAGCCCUGCUCUACUGUGAGAAAGUAAGAGCUGGGGACUUCAAGGUAUUUGAUGGUCACAAAGUUCUGUGACUGUAAAAGUAGGAAUGGGUCCUCUUUCCAAUCCUUUUGGGAAAUGACUUACAGAUUUCAAUAGAUAGAAUGCCUUACUCUGUUUUAAGUUUCUUUACCCCUGUACAUUUUGAAUCCUUGGUUUCCACUGUAGACAACACUCCAUCACCAUCCUCUGCCCUCCAUGGAAGCGAAUGCACCGAUGGUCUUUGGAGUCUCCUAACAAGGGACCCCAUUCUGCACUGGAAGCCUCCACACCUUGCUCUUUUCUUUGUUGCUGCCGCUGUGUUAAAAUAAUUAGAAAGAUUUCUGUGUCACAUGAGAGUUUGUUGUUUUUUUUUUUUAAGAAAAAUGUAGAGAUGAAAAAUUACUAAUGAAAUUGUGUACGUGUCUGUGCGUGCAAAAUAAAAUACAGUAGUACCAAGGAGUUCUUUUGGUCCCUGUAAAACUGCAAAUUGAUGUAUUAAUUAUAAAUAAAACACACAGUGACUGUC
Messenger RNA from Grammomys surdaster, 2905 nucleotides. RefSeq names its product reticulon 3 (gene Rtn3). Bases 206 to 919 code for a protein of 237 amino acids. The record is from RefSeq and is a predicted model, not a curated record. Gene Ontology annotation, cellular component: neuron projection; postsynaptic density. Gene Ontology annotation, biological process: endoplasmic reticulum tubular network formation; neuron differentiation; brain development. The transcript is spliced from 7 exons. Lineage: Eukaryota; Metazoa; Chordata; Mammalia; Rodentia; Muridae.